Humulus lupulus (European hop) is the source of this 2740-nucleotide messenger RNA. Its product is annotated as TORTIFOLIA1-like protein 4. NCBI's taxonomy places the organism in Eukaryota, Viridiplantae, Streptophyta, Magnoliopsida, Rosales, Cannabaceae. The record is from RefSeq and is a predicted model, not a curated record. Gene Ontology annotation, molecular function: microtubule binding. The coding region runs from base 177 to 2171 and encodes 664 amino acids. The transcript is spliced from 5 exons. Gene Ontology annotation, cellular component: microtubule.
CCAAAGGCCAAACCCAAAAACCCACUCACUCCUCAAACUUUUUCUUUCCUCACCAUACUCUCUCACACAUUACAAAACCCUCUAAAUUCUGCCGCCAAAUUUAUAAUUCCCACCGAUAACCGCCUCAAUCGGCGGCCUCAACCGCCACAACUGUCAAAAUAAUCUCCCGCUUAACAAUGUCCAACUCGCGGAGGAACUCGCUCAGCGGCAGCGGCGCCGCCUCCCCUCAACUCGCCGGCUCCACUCAGGAUCUCAGAAACCGAGUUAUAAACUGCCUCAACAAGCUCUCCGACCGGGACACAUUGGCGCUCGCCGCCGCUGAGCUGGAGUCCAUCGCUCGGAGCCUCGGUCAUGAUUCGUUCUCACCGUUCCUCAGUUGCAUUCACAAUACCGAUGAUUCCUCCAAGCCUCACGUACGGAGGCAAUGCGUGAGCCUCAUAGGGCUUCUUUCGAACUCCCAUGGCGAUUCUCUCUCUCCCUUUCUUCCCAAGAUGAUCUCUACUGUCAUUCGCCGUCUCCGUGAUUCUGACUCCGUCGUUCGAUCGGCAUGUGUCGACGCCGUCUCGGCCAUGUCGGCGCGGAUCACAAGGCCGCCUUUCGCCACUGCGUUCCAAAAGCCCCUAAUGGACGUGCUCUCGCUUGAGCAGAACCCCAACUCCCAGAUCGGCUCUGCUCUGUGCCUUGCGGCCGCGAUCGAGGCGUCGCCGGACCCUGACGCGGCUCAGUUACGACGGAGCUUGCCGAGGCUAGGGAAGUUGACAAAGAGCGACGGGUUCAAGGCCAAGUCAGCGCUACUUGUCCUCGUCGGUAGCAUUGUCGGCGCCGGCGGCGCGUCGACUAAAAGUGCGUUAGAUUGGCUGGUGCCGAGCGUGGCUGACUUCUUGAGUAGCGACGAUUGGGCGGUGAGGAAGGCUGCUGCUGAAGCUUUAGGAAGAGUAGCCGUUAUGGAGAGGGAUUUGGCGUCAGAGUAUAAGGAUACAUGUUUGAUUGCAUUGGAAAAUCGGAGAUUCGACAAGGUCAAGGUUGUCCGUGAGAUUAUGAAUCAAACAUUAGAGUUAUGGAAGGAGCUCAAUGCCUUCGAGGAGAUUCCUCUUCCACCUCAAUCUAGAUCUUCUCCAGAUAAUGGUAUUGGUCGAUGUUUUCCUCCUCUCUCCAAAAGUUCUCAAGACGGCGGUUUUAAGACUCCUCAACAAAAGAAAAGAGUCCCCACAAACCGGUCCCCUCUAUCCGAUUCUGAUGGUUCAUUGCCUAACAGUGUCAAAAAAGGAAGUCCUUUAAAGAGUAAUGACAGAUAUUCUACCCCGACCAUGUUUUGUAAGAUGGACCAUCAGAAGAAAGCAUCCCGAUGGAAAAUUGAAAUUGCAGUGCAAAAUUCUCCUUCCUCGAAGGUGGCUUGUGAGGACAAUGUUGGUGGAAAGAACGAUUCUCCGGUUUCAGAAUCUGGGGAGAAGCAGUCUAGUAAUCUGAAGCUGGAAACUAAACAUGCCCUUUUCAAUAAGAUUCGUGAAGAAAAAGUACACAAAUUUGGUGGUUUGAGAUCAGGGUCUCGUGUGGUUCCAUUUGAUGAUGAUGAUGAUGAGUACCAUGGUUCAGAUGUUGUAAAUGAUAAUGCUGCUGAAGAAGCUUACGACGAGAAUCCCAAGGAUGCUGAGGAUCUGUCAAAGAUCAGUGAACAACUUAUUCAGAUUGAAAACCAGCAAUCCAGUCUUUUAGACCUUCUUCAGAGAUUUAUUGGGAGCUCCCAAAGUGGAUUGAAUUCUUUGGAGACGCGGGUCCAUGGCCUAGAGAUCGCUAUAGAUGAAAUGUCAUACGAUUUGGCUGUAUCAAGUGGAAUGUUUUCGACCUCCAACUCUGCAGAAAACACAUGCUGCAAGCUGCCUGGUACAGAGUUCUUGAGCUCCAAGUUCUGGCGCAGAGCUGAAGGCCACUAUUCUUCUCAAAGGUUUCCUACUUCUGGGAUGGUUUUCUCACCCAGUAAGGAUGAAUUUUACAAGUUAGAAAGCGGCAGAUUUCAAUACCAAAAUGGAAGUGCUUUUUUUAACCCAUUGGCUGCUGACACCCAGAGCAGUUCAAGAGGUAGCAGUGGGGGAUUUUCAAACAGAAUGCCAAAGAAAGUUCAAGAUUCUGAGAGUGCCCAAGCUUGCAACACCAGUUGGCUGAGUGGUGCUUAACCAGUUACCGGAAGACAGUCACCUGAGAAAUAGGGUGGCAAUAGUAUGUCAAAUCCUCAAACUAGAAUUGAAGUGUUCUAAUGGUUGGAACAAUGUGUAUGUGUAUAGUGUGAGAGCCUGCAACUAUUCAUUGAAGACCAGACGAGGUGAGCAUGAAAUUUUGAUGUGCCAGAAAACGACACUUCUGAUUCAUGUGGCCUCGGGGAACACUGCAUUGUACGAAAGACGGCCUCAUUCAACGUAUAUUUGAUUUAGUCAGAGCUUUCAGUUUAAAAUAUAAACUCAAAAACGGAGGCAAGUACCACUUGCAACUUGUAAUUCUGUUCUGCGCAGUGUGUACCAUACCACAAAAUUAAGAUUAAUCUGUACAGAUUGAAGUUUCUGCACCAUCUUCAUGGCCCCCGUCUUUACCAACUAUAAUAUUAAUACAUGCGUAAAUUUAUUUCAAGUGCUCUUUACCAUAUUGAAUGUACAAAAUUGGCCACUUACAAAUAAUUGUAGUUUUUAUUUAACUACUUUUAGGGACUAAAGUCUCUUUUCUUUUACAAGUGAAGUAUUUAAGUUCCUUA